Messenger RNA from Anopheles moucheti, 1432 nucleotides. RefSeq names its product RAB6-interacting golgin (gene Gorab). The record is from RefSeq and is a predicted model, not a curated record. Gene Ontology annotation, biological process: non-motile cilium assembly. The transcript is spliced from 4 exons. Lineage: Eukaryota; Metazoa; Arthropoda; Insecta; Diptera; Culicidae. The coding region runs from base 63 to 968 and encodes 301 amino acids.
AAACAAACUGCAGUCGAGGACCUUCCGAACGGAGCUGUUGAAUUUACGGGAUUUUAUCAAAAAUGUCCAAACAAUUUGUUGGGUUUUCUGACGAUGAUAUCUUCAAGAUCACUCGACAGGCGGGUGGCAAAGAGCCGGCGAAAGAACUGUCGCGUCCCCACAGCAGACAACCAAAAGUACCACCGGGCGCGGUGAAAUUUGUUCCACCACCAUCAACAGUAAACGGCAACCUCAGUACCGUCAGCUGUGUCGACACAAGCAUUUAUCCUCAACAUCCAAUCCAACAAGCUGUUGCCUUUAAACCGCUACCAGUUAUGAUGAAUGGUCCGGUGGAUGAAUCAAUUCUAGUACUUCCGAACCUACCAGCAACGUUGGGCAAAAAUUCCGAACCAACUGUUGCUACCAGUUCGCCAGGUGUGGCCGGUUUGCGAACCAAUCUGAACGAUGUGCUCACUCCAUUCAAAGGCAUGUCGUUGAAGGAUUUUGAACAGCAACGAAAAAUGAUGGAAGAACAGAAUAGGCAGAAACGGGACAUUCUUCAUAAGGCUAUAGAGCAACAUGCACAAAAAACAGCAGCGGAAGCAAGCAAAAUCCAGGAGAUUAAAUCCGAACUCAGCAAACUAGACUCCGAGCUGGCAUCGGAUGUAGCAAUUUUACGCAAACAGAUCGAUGCGGCGAGCCUGCACUUUUCGAGUGUUGAGAAAAAUUACCUUAGCAUAGAAAAUCUUUUCCUCAAAGCGAAGGUCGAGCUUCACCAAGCGUUGGAAAAGAAGGAAAUGUUAACCGAACAUUUGUGUGCAAUCAUUUCCCACAACGAGGAACGGAAGGCGAAACGUUUGUCCGAAUUGAUGGAGAAGGUAGGCAUUUCGGUGACAGAUCAUUUUGACGACACAAUCAAUGGAAACAGCAAUACGGGUGCAACGGACACUACCACCGAGCCAGACAGCAUCCAGUCGGCGCGCAAUUAAAACUGUUUCUUAAUAGAUAGGUAAACUUCACGCUGUGAUACAGCAUACGAACGGUGACGCAGCACCACUAACAAAACAACCAAAUCUGAUAACAAAAGAAAAAAUCUCGUUGAAAUUGAGUCCCUUGGACUUAUUUUUCGGUACUUCCAAGACAAGACUUUAAUGCACGAUUCCGGGAGAACACUUGCCUUUAACGCAUUUUAACACAUUAUUCUAUACUAUGCAUUUUAAACUCCGUUGUAUCUUACAACAAAGUAGAGGAUAGGAAAACAACACAAUAAAAAGCAAUGUUAGAGUUAAUGAUUGUACUCACGAGCGCCGCACACUAAAGUAUUGUAGGGUAUUGCAAUUGUGAAUCAAACCUUGCCAGGAGGUAAUGGUGAUUUAAAUGGACAAUAAACGAUAUUAUACAUAUUUUCUAUAACAUUUUACACGCUAACUUUCAAUCGUUUUCUGUUCCCGCA